Messenger RNA from Scomber scombrus (Atlantic mackerel), 1116 nucleotides. RefSeq names its product cytokine receptor common subunit gamma-like. The coding region runs from base 5 to 1093 and encodes 362 amino acids. Gene Ontology annotation, molecular function: protein binding; cytokine receptor activity. NCBI's taxonomy places the organism in Eukaryota, Metazoa, Chordata, Actinopteri, Scombriformes, Scombridae. Gene Ontology annotation, biological process: cytokine-mediated signaling pathway. Gene Ontology annotation, cellular component: external side of plasma membrane. The record is from RefSeq and is a predicted model, not a curated record. The transcript has 8 exons.
CAUAAUGUGCGACGCAUCGAUACUCAGAUGUAGAAGUUCAGCCAUCGUGUACUUUCAUGGUGCCACGAUGCUGUCUAAACUUCUUCUGCUUCUCUGCCUGACAGAACAUGUGUUUGCCAAAGAACCUCCCGAUGUGGACUGUAUUGUGGUGCAUGUGAGCUCUGUUCAAUGUUUCUGGAAUAAGCAGGGGACUCCGGACGUCAAUUACACCAUCAGCAGCUGGUUCAUUAAUGAAGCUCCCAGUGAGUGCGUGACCUAUCUGUCAGACAACAGCACAAACAUUGGAUGUAUCCGUCCCUACAAGAAAAGCCAGAGGUUCAGCUCGUUUUUCACAAAGCUAACAUAUGGCGGCAGCACUUUUCAGACCCUCCAUGAUCUUAAAGCAAAAGUGAAGUUGAAUCCACCAAGCAACCUGUCUGUCCAGAAUGGCUCAGACUCUAACUUGUGGUACUACUGGAAUCAGACCUCUCCAAGCUGUGUGGAGAGUGAGGUCCGCUACAGGAUCAAUAACAAGAAGUGGCAGACAUCUGAAGUCAGUGUUGGGAGGCAGCAAUACUGCAUCAACUUGCCAUCUAGCAAUUCACAGUAUGAACUGCAAGUGAGAAGCAAAAUUGGGAGUGACUGUGGAGAGUCUUUGUUCUGGAGUGACUGGAGUGAGCCUGUGGUGUGGGGAUCCAACAAUGGCACAGACCCUAAUCAACCGGACAAUUCAAUGAUUGUGUGGACCGCAGUGCUGUCUGUCAUGGGUCCCUUUACCCUCAUCCUACUGGUCAUGAUGCUGCUGCACCAUGAAAGGCUCAGAAUUAUCUUCAUCCCUGUGGUUCCAAAGCCAUCGCUGAUCCAUCACGACAUCGAGAAUUGGCUGCAAAUGUCCAAAGGCCUUAAAGAAGGUUUUAAGGCUAGCUACAACGAGCGUGCCUGUCCUGUCCGCGAGUACUGCCACGUCUCCCAGUCUGACAGCGAGAGCUCCAACAGCUCCACCUUCUCUGUCACCACCGACCAAACUGACUGCUCCGUCUUCAUCCCUUCCAACGAGUCAGAAGAGUCUACACCCUGCUCCUCAUCUUCCGAGGAGGAGCAGGUUUCUGUUUAGGAGGCAUCUCAGUAGGGUCAGAU